Messenger RNA from Malus domestica (apple), 1065 nucleotides. The record is from RefSeq and is a predicted model, not a curated record. Lineage: Eukaryota; Viridiplantae; Streptophyta; Magnoliopsida; Rosales; Rosaceae.
AUGAAGGUGCUGCCCUAUGAUGAUGCUCAUGUGAUAUUCCAGCGGAUUUAUAUUUAUUUGGGGGCUUGCAAAAAUGGAUUUAAGAAUGGAUGUAGGCAGCUUGUAGGGUUGGAUGGUUGUCACUUGAAAGGAGUGUUCAAGGGCCAGUUACUGUCUCCAGUGGGAAUGGAUGCAAAUAACCAAACUUGGGUUAUUGCAUAUGCUAUAGUAGAGCUCGAGAACAAGGACAGUUGGGUUUGGUUUCUGGAACUGCUAGUUGCUGACUUGGGAAUUGUGAACCAGCCUUUUGAGAAGGUGCUGCCUAAUUGUAAUCAUCGGUUCUGUGUUAGGCACUUAUACACUAACUACAAGGCAGAUGGGUUUAAAUGGAAAGGAUUAAAGGAUGCCUUGUGGAAUGCUGCCAAGGCAACAACCAUCGCUGAUUUUAGGAAGAGUAUGGCUGAGGUGAAUAGGCUGAAUGAAAAAGCUUAUAAAUGGUUGGAGAAGAGACCAGCCUUGCAUUGGAGUAGGUCACACUUUGACACACACACUCAGUGUGACAUUCUGUUAAACAACCUCUGUGAGAGCUUCAAUUCUUUUAUCCUAAGGUCUAGGGACAAGCCUAUUAUUACCAUGCUGGAAACUAUAAGAGUUUUAUUGAUGAAGAGGAUAUGGUUGAGAAGAGAUGCAAUGAGGAAGGAUAAAGGAGCUAUCUGCCCAAAAAUCCAGAAGAAGUUGAAGGAGUACAAACUGAAAAGCUCACACACUGUAGCUACAUGGUCUGGAGGAGAAAAUUUUGAAGUGGAUGAAGGCAGAGGCAAUGUAUUUGUGGUGGAUUUGAAUGGGUGCACUUGCUCAUGCAGAAGAUGGGAUUUGACAGGCUUUCCUUGCAUUCAUGGUUGCUCGGCCAUCUAUUAUGCAAGGAGACAGCCUGAGGCCUCAACAUCUAAGGCAUCACAACCCUCUCAGUCAUCUCAGCCAUGCACUCAGGAAGCUCCACAACCUUCAUCUCAGCCAACUCAAGCCUCUCAAACCAUUUCAAAGUCUACUGCAAGAGGUCAGAAAAGGAGGAGGAAUGUUUCAUGA